GCCCCUGCGCCCUGACCGCAGCGGCGGCGCCCUACCCUCCCGGCGUGGGCGAGCUGGCCGCGAGUGCCUCGCUGCUUGACGCGAAGUGGAGCCAAUCAGGGCGAAAGGCCCGGGCUGCCAUGUGACAGGCAAGGCGGCCCUUUUCCUCAGCGCGGCCAGAGGGUGGAGAGAACCGGGGCUUGCAACGAGCCUUCGAGAGCAGCGGCCGCGGAGCAGGCGGUGGCAGCGGCGGCUGGCGGCAGCGGCAGAGCCUGGGGGCUAGCCGGCCGCGCAUCCCCGGGCACCCCGGGUGGCGGAGAGCUCAGCGGGCCGCCAGAGCCGCAGGACAGGAGUGGACAAAGCAAGAUGGCAGGGAUCUUAGCCUGGUUCUGGAACGAGAGGUUUUGGCUCCCGCACAAUGUCACCUGGGCAGACCUAAAGAACACGGAGGAAGCCACCUUCCCGCAAGCGGAGGACCUUUACCUCGCCUUCCCCCUGGCCUUCUGCAUCUUCAUGGUGCGGCUCAUCUUCGAGAGAUUUGUAGCCAAACCAUGUGCUAUAGCCCUCAACAUUCAGGCCAAUGGACCACAGAUUGCUCCGCCAAAUGCCAUUCUGGAAAAGGUCUUCACUGCAAUUACAAAGCAUCCUGAUGAAAAGAGAUUGGAAGGCCUCUCCAAGCAGCUGGACUGGGAUGUUCGCAGUAUUCAGCGCUGGUUUCAACAAAGACGCAACCAGGAAAAGCCAAGCACACUGACGAGGUUCUGUGAAAGCAUGUGGAGAUUUUCAUUUUUCCUUUAUAUAUUUACCUAUGGAGUCCGGUUCCUGAAAAAGACCCCCUGGUUGUGGGAUACAAGGCAUUGCUGGUACAACUACCCCUAUCAGCCGCUCACAACUGACCUUCACUACUACUACAUCCUGGAGCUGUCAUUCUAUUGGUCUUUAAUGUUUUCCCAGUUCACUGAUAUCAAAAGAAAGGACUUUGGCGCUAUGUUCCUGCACCACCUUGUAGCUAUUGCCUUGAUUACCUUUUCGUAUGUCAACAAUAUGGCCCGAGUAGGGACCUUGAUCCUUUGUCUUCAUGAUUCAUCUGAUGCUCUUCUAGAGGCUGCCAAAAUGGCAAAUUACGCCAAGUUUCAGAAAAUGUGUGAUCUCCUGUUUGUUAUGUUUGCCACGGUUUUUAUCACCAUGCGACUUGGUAUAUUUCCUCUCUGGGUGUUAAAUACUACAUUAUUUGAAAGUUGGGAGAUUGUUGGACCUUACCCUUCCUGGUGGGUUUUUAACCUACUGCUAUUGGUAAUACAAGGAUUGAACUGCUUCUGGUCUUACUUUAUCAUAAAAAUAGCUUGCAAAGCUAUUUCAAAAGGCAAGGUGUCUAAGGAUGAUCGAAGUGAUAUUGAGUCUAGCUCAGAUGAGGAGGACUCAGAACCUCCAGGGAAGAACCCCCACACUGCGACAACCACCAAUGGGACCAGUGGAACCAACGGGUACCUCCUGACUGGCCCUUGCACCAUGGAGGAUUAAUUACAGGCAUUCCCUGGGUUAUGAACAUCCAACUUACAGACAACUCGUACUUAAGAAUGGACUGCCAUAAAGCCUAUUAUGUUAAAAGUUUGAGUUAAGUAAAAUGGUUCGUAACAACGAACGCACACACUACUUUGUGACACUCAUGAAAACAUUGCGCAGUUUGGAAGUUUUUCGUAAGUGUUUCAUAUGCAUAGAAAGAUAAAAUAUAUACUAUAUAGUAAGACAAACAUUUGACUAACUGACGCUAAAUAAGAACCGUAUGUAUCUGUUCCGAUUUACCUACAAAUUUGACUUAAAGACAGACUUAAGAACGGAUCUCGUUCCUAACCCAGGGACUGCCUGUAGUCAAAACUAUAAGUCCUGAAAAAAUUGAACUGUUUGUUCCUGGAAAUAUUUAAUAAGUUGCAAAUGCAGUUCCUAUCAUACUAUCUCAGCACCAGAAACAAAAUUUAGGAUUAUCAAAGCAUUUUGAUAGUGCACUGCCAUAUGUCCUGUCUGUGAAUGAAGCCCAUUCUCUAUAUGUAGGCAUGCUGUAUGUAAUUGACACAAGGGAAUAGUAAUUGCAUUCGUACUGUCUUAGAAUUUUAUUUAUUUUUUGUAUUUGUUUGUUAAUCUGUGGACAAAAGGGGAUUUCCUCACUCCUUUUACUUUCUGGGUUCAUGACAGUGAGGGAGAUACUCUAUCUGCUUCUGCUCCUUUCUAUUGCUGUAGCCCAGGCUGCUAUGAGCAUCAGCUUAAUUUGUCACUUAGAAUAAGCAAAACCCAGCGCAAGAUUCUCAUACAGCUCCAGAUAGUUUUACUUUCUUUGUUACAGUGCCCAUUUCAAAAUUGCCUGUGCAGUCUCAGUGACCAUUCUCCCAGUGUAAAGUUUAAACAGGAAGAACUAGAUUUUUAAAUUAUCACUUGACGGGGUCAAUUAGCAAUUCAAAUUAAAGAGCAUGGUGAUUGGAGAACUUUUUAAAAAUCAUUUUUUUUAAUGAAAUUGCUUUGGAAUAGACUUCCUUUCUUAUGCACAGACGGAGCCAAGAUUUCUUCAGUGAAUGUGGUAGGUAGUUGGAGAUUAAAUCUACCUUGUAGGUCACUACGAGUCAGAAUCGACUUGCGGACACACAACAAUAUGAUGAGGUCAUUGCUAUGGCUCUAAAGAAAGACAUUUUUUAAGCUCAUAGUUACAAAUAAAGAAUUCACUCUAAUGUUGGGAAGGUACCCCCGUGAGCUGGGUAUAACAUAGAGACCAUCUGAUUUCAACCAGGUUUUGCCACUACCCCUAUAAUUACCACAGUUUUCUAGCAUGUCAUGAAGAGAAGAAGUGUACCUCAGGGCAGAAAAUGGAGACUUUCAAGAGUUGGCAAAGAUCACCCCCAGUAUAAAACACUUCGUUGCAUUCAACUUUCAAGAAAGAACCCUAUCUAGUAUUUGUUCUUGAUGUUUUUAUUUUGCUGAGCAAAAUAAAGUCCAUGGGAGAAAGACUAUUUUACUCUUUGCCUUUUCUCCUUAAGGAGCCCUCGUGGCACAGUGGUUAAGUGCUCAGCUGCUAGCUGAAAGGUCAGCAGUUUGAAGUUCAAACCUACCAGUCACUCUACAGGAGGAAGCUACGGCAGUCUGCUUCUGUAAAGAUUACAGCCUUGGAAACCCUAUGGGGCAGUUCUACUCUGUCCUACAGUGUCACUAUGAGUUAGAAUUGACUCGAUGGCAAUGAGUUUGGUUUUUUAUUUCUCUUCUCCUUAAACAUAACUCAGAAUGACUUUCUUUUUGCUAGAAACAGAGCAGUGUCACUCUUGAAGUCCAGAAAUAUUUUUUUCAAAUGCAGCUAUUUCCAGAAAAACAAUAAAAAGUCUUUUGGACAGUGGCAACAUCAGCAAUGAGAAAGAUUACUAAAGAAUAAGUUUCUAUAAGUCUCCUAGUCUCCUACCUGGUAGUGUUAUUUGUGUAUAGCCAAAAAAAAAAAAAAAAAAAAA
This is a messenger RNA of Trichechus manatus latirostris (Florida manatee), 3461 nucleotides long. It is a transcript of the gene CERS6, whose product is annotated as ceramide synthase 6. NCBI's taxonomy places the organism in Eukaryota, Metazoa, Chordata, Mammalia, Sirenia, Trichechidae. Gene Ontology annotation, cellular component: membrane. The transcript has 10 exons. The record is from RefSeq and is a predicted model, not a curated record. Gene Ontology annotation, molecular function: DNA binding; sphingosine N-acyltransferase activity. Gene Ontology annotation, biological process: ceramide biosynthetic process. The coding region runs from base 346 to 1500 and encodes 384 amino acids.